CUCUCUGUGGCAUUGUGUUCAUGGAGAGGUCCAUGCGUUUAUUCUCAGCAGCCUUUGUUCUUCUGUUGCUUCUUCUGGCGACAGAGAUGGGGCCAAAGGCAGCGGAAGCAAGGACAUGCCAGUCUCAGAGCCAUCGCUUCAAGAGCACGUGCGUGAGGAAGAGUAACUGUGCCGCCGUCUGCCAGACGGAAGGUUUCCACGGUGGACAUUGCCGAGGCUUUCGGCGCCGAUGCUUCUGCACGAAACACUGUUAGCCAUAUGAAUUAAUGAAUCUCUUAUUUCCAUAGCCCCUGAGGUCUCCUUUUGAGAGAAUAAGGAAUCCCCGGCAUUUUGUGUACGAGGAACUGUUUUUUAACUCUAUAUUCAUCUGUCUUUGUCAUGUUUUGUGUCGCAUGAAAUAAAUUUUCAU
Molecule: messenger RNA, 409 nt
Organism: Theobroma umbraticum
Lineage: Eukaryota; Viridiplantae; Streptophyta; Magnoliopsida; Malvales; Malvaceae
Product: defensin Ec-AMP-D2
Biological process (GO): defense response
Cellular component (GO): plant-type cell wall; mitochondrion
Source: RefSeq, a predicted model, not a curated record